UUUUGUUACCUCUUUGCUUCUGUUUUUGUGUGGAUGGAUAUCAGGAAUUUCACUCUUUAUUAUUAUUAUUAAAUAAUCUAAUUACAGUAAAAUAUUGCUUGCAAUACAUAUUGGCGCUCCUUCCCUUGAGUGGAGGGAGAGGUCAGUUACUGUCGUUUCAAUAACUGUUUUUCGAAUUAUUGGUGAAACCGACCAUGUACAUUAAACAGGUAAUUAUACAGGGAUUCCGAAGUUACAGGGACCAAACUGUUGUUGAUCCAUUCAGCCCUAAACAUAACGUUAUUGUUGGUCGAAAUGGAUCUGGAAAAAGUAACUUUUUCUAUGCCAUCCAGUUUGUACUCAGCGAUGAGUUCAGUCACCUUCGUCCUGAACAGAGGCUGGCAUUGCUGCAUGAAGGAACUGGUCCUCGUGUCAUUUCUGCUUUUGUGGAAAUCAUAUUUGACAAUUCUGACAACAGGUUACCUAUUGACAAAGAAGAAGUCUCUCUACGACGUGUCAUUGGCGCUAAAAAAGAUCAAUACUUUUUAGACAAAAAAAUGGUGACGAAAAACGAUGUCAUGAAUCUCCUUGAGAGUGCUGGGUUUUCCCGCAGUAAUCCUUACUAUAUUGUAAAGCAAGGAAAGAUCAAUCAAAUGGCCACAGCCCCCGACUCCCAGCGACUGAAAUUGCUAAGAGAAGUAGCAGGUACCAGGGUGUAUGAUGAACGCAAAGAAGAGAGUAUAUCCCUCAUGAAGGAAACAGAGGGAAAAAGAGAGAAGAUUAACGAGCUGCUAAAGUACAUUGAAGAGCGUUUGCAUACACUGGAAGAUGAGAAGGAGGAAUUGGCCCAGUACCAGAAAUGGGAUAAAAUGAGAAGAGCUCUCGAGUACACUAUCUAUAACCAAGAGCUGAAUGAAACCCGUGCCAAACUUGAUGAGCUAUCAUCUAAACGAGAAACCUGUGGAGAUAAAUCAAGACAACUGCGUGAUGCUCAACAGGAUGCUCGAGACAAAGCGGAGGACACUGAGCGUCAUGUUCGAGAAAUGAAAGCCAAAAUCUCUGCAAUGAAGGAAGAGAAGGAGCAGUUGAGUGCUGAAAGACAGGAGCAGAUUAAACAGAGGACCAAACUGGAGUUGAAGACCAAAGAUCUGCAGGAUGAACUUGCUGGAAACAGUGAGCAAAGGAAACGAUUACUGAAAGAAAGGCUUAAGCUGCUUGAGAAGAUCGAAGAAAAGCAGAAAGAGCUCCAGGAAACGGAGCCCAAGUUUAAUGCUGUUAAAGAGAAGGAAGAAAAAGGAAUCGCAAGAUUGGCACAGGCAACACAAGAGAGAACAGAUCUAUAUGCAAAACAGGGCCGUGGCAGCCAGUUCACUUCCAAGGAGGAAAGAGACAAGUGGAUUAAAAAAGAAUUAAAAUCCCUCGAUCAGGCCAUUACCGAUAAGAAGCGUCAAAUUGCAGCUAUUCACAAAGACUUGGAAGACACAGAGGCCAACAAAGAGAAAAAUCUGGAACAGUACAGUAAAUUGGAUCAGGAUCUUAAUGAGGUAAAGACUCGUGUAGAGGAGCUGGACAAGAAGUACUAUGAAGUGAAAAACAAAAAAGAUGAACUACAAAGUGAGAGAAACUAUCUGUGGAGAGAGGAAAAUGCUGAGCAGCAAGCUCUUGCUGCCAAACGAGAGGAUUUGGAAAAGAAACAACAGCUGCUGAGAGCCGCAACUGGAAAGGCUAUUUUGAAUGGUAUAGACAGCAUAAACAAAGUGCUGGAACACUUUCGCAGAAAGGGCAUCAACCAGCAUGUCAUAAAUGGCUAUCACGGAAUUGUCAUGAAUAAUUUUGAGUGUGAACCUGCAUUCUACACCUGCGUUGAAGUCACUGCAGGGACAAGGCUGUUUUAUCACAUUGUGGAGACAGAUGAAGUCAGUACCAAAAUCUUGACGGAGUUUAAUAAAAUGAAUCUGCCUGGUGAGGUGACUUUCCUGCCUCUUAGUAAACUGGAUGUAAGAGAUACAGCAUAUCCAGAAACCAAUGAUGCUAUUCCGAUGAUCAGCAAAUUGCGCUAUAUCCCAAAAUUUGACAAGGCUUUCAAACAUGUCUUUGGAAAGACACUUAUUUGCCGCAGCAUGGAAGUGUCUACCCAGCUAGCCAGGGCUUUCACCAUGGACUGUAUUACACUUGAAGGUGACCAGGUAAGCCAUCGAGGUGCUUUGACUGGAGGUUAUUAUGACGCUAGGAAGUCCAGACUGGAACUUCAAAAGGAUGUACGAAAGGCUGAGGAGGAACUAACAGCGCUGGAAGCCAAACUCAAUGAAAACCUACGAAGAAACAUUGAAAGGAUCAAUAAUGAAAUUGACCAGCUAAUGAACCAGAUGCAGCAGAUAGAGACACAGCAGAGGAAGUUCAAGGCGUCUCGGGACAGUAUCCUCUCUGAGAUGAAAAUGCUGAAGGAGAAGAGGCAGCAGUCAGAGAAAACUUUUAUGCCCAAGCAACGUAGCUUGCAGAGCUUGGAGGCGAGUCUUCACGCCAUGGAGUCAACUCGAGAAUCACUGAAAGCAGAGCUGGGAACUGAUUUGCUGUCUCAACUGAGUCUGGAGGAUCAGAGACGAGUCGAUGCACUCAACGAUGAAAUUCGACAGCUGCAGCAGGACAACAGGCAGUUGUUAAAUGAAAGAAUAAAACUGGAAGGUAUAAUAACCAGAGUGGAGACUUAUCUCAAUGAAAAUCUGAGGAAACGUUUGGACCAAGUUGAACAGGAACUAAAUGAGUUAAGAGAGACAGAGGGUGGCACGGUUCUUACUGCCACCACAUCGGAAUUGGAAGGUAUUAACAAACGAGUGAAGGACACUUUGGCACGUUCAGAAGACCUGGACAUACUUAUUGACAAGACAGAAAUUGAGAUCAAAGAUCUUCAGAAGAGCAUGGAGCGCUGGAAGAACAUAGAGAAAGAUCAGAAUGAUGCCAUUAAUCAUGAUACCAAAGAGCUGGAGAAGAUGACCAACCGGCAGGGGAUGUUGUUGAAGAAGAAGGAGGAGUGCAUGAAGAAGAUUAGAGAACUAGGCUCCCUCCCUCAGGAGGCCUUCGAGAAAUACCAGACCCUCACUUUAAAACAGUUGUUUCGUAAACUGGAGCAGUGCAACACUGAACUUAAGAAGUACAGCCAUGUCAAUAAGAAAGCCUUGGACCAGUUUGUUAACUUCUCAGAGCAGAAGGAGAAGCUGAUAAAGAGACAGGAGGAGCUGGAUCGAGGCCAUAAGUCCAUUAUGGAGCUGAUGAAUGUUCUUGAGCUUAGAAAAUAUGAGGCCAUACAGCUCACUUUCAAACAAGUGUCAAAGAAUUUCAGUGAGGUAUUUCAGAAGUUGGUUCCAGGUGGGAAAGCUACUCUUGUGAUGAAGAAAGGAGACAUAGAGGGUGGACAGUCCCAGGAUGAAGGGGAAGGUGGAGGGGACAGUGAGAGAGGUUCAGGCUCACAAAGCACUGUUCCAUCUGUAGACCAGUUUACAGGAGUAGGAAUCCGGGUGUCAUUUACAGGAAAGCAGGGAGAAAUGCGGGAAAUGCAGCAGCUCUCUGGAGGACAGAAGUCCUUGGUGGCUCUUGCUCUUAUCUUUGCCAUUCAGAAAUGUGACCCAGCUCCCUUUUACCUGUUUGAUGAAAUUGACCAGGCCCUGGAUGCUCAACACAGAAAGGCUGUAUCUGAUAUGAUUGUGGAAUUGGCAGAGCAUGCUCAGUUUAUCACUACAACAUUCAGACCUGAACUUCUGGAGUCUGCGGAUAAAUUCUAUGGAGUGAAUUAUUUCAAUUAGGUUAGUCAUAUUGAUGUGAUCUCAGCAGAACAAGCCAAGGACUUUGUGGAGGAUGACACCACCCACGGAUAAGAGAAAAGAGAUUCAUAUGUCUGCACACCAAGUUGCUGACUUUAUAAUAUCUUGCAUAAUAGAAAACACCAAGCAGACUAGCUUUGCUCUACCUGUUUUGAUGUAUAUUUUUUCCAUUGCACUUCUUAUGUUAAAUAGUUGACCUUGACCAUUAGGAAGAAUAGCCUUUGUCAUCAAGGUUGGUAAUUUUCAACAGUAGCAAUCUUGCUUGGAACUACCAAAAUAAAAUUGGAGUGUAAUAUUUUCAAAAUUUAUUUGUAUUAUACUAAUAAAAAAAACUUAGUUGAUUUGCUUGUUCAUAUGGCCAUUUCCAACCUUUUUAAUGUGCUGUUGCUGUAUGUUCUUUAUAAAUUUUACUUGUUCCUGGUUACUUCAUACUUGUAGUUUAUAAAACUGUCACAUUCAUGAAUUCAUGUUUUUGUAAAGUUACAAGCUGCUGUUUUGAAGUGGCGUCUUUCUUAUGUGUCUGUGUUAUAUGUACUGUUUUGCCUUUGACUGUUUUAAAUAGUUUCAAUAAAAUAUAACCGUUUGUAGUGCUUAAAAA
Molecule: messenger RNA, 4392 nt
Organism: Polyodon spathula (Mississippi paddlefish)
Lineage: Eukaryota; Metazoa; Chordata; Actinopteri; Acipenseriformes; Polyodontidae
Product: structural maintenance of chromosomes protein 3-like
Exons: 29
Biological process (GO): mitotic sister chromatid cohesion
Cellular component (GO): chromosome
Molecular function (GO): cohesin loader activity; ATP binding; double-stranded DNA binding
Source: RefSeq, a predicted model, not a curated record